ACUUCACAAGCAGCUCAAAGCUCUAGUUCUAGCUAGCUAGCAAAGGGGGGGAAAAUGGCUCCGCUUCUCGCUGCUGCCAUGAACCACGCUGCAGCCCAUCCUGGCCUUAGGAGCCACCUAGUAGGACCCAACAAUGAGAGUUUCUCACGGCACCACCUGCCGUCUUCUUCUCCACAGAGCAGCAAGCGAAGGUGUAACCUUAGCUUUACUACACGAUCUGCAAGAGUAGGCAGCCAAAAUGGAGUCCAAAUGUUGAGCCCCUCGGAAAUCCCACAAAGGGACUGGUUCCCCUCUGACUUCACCUUCGGUGCCGCCACUUCAGCGUACCAAAUUGAAGGUGCUUGGAAUGAAGAUGGAAAGGGGGAAAGCAACUGGGAUCACUUCUGCCACAAUCAUCCGGAAAGGAUACUGGACGGGAGCAAUUCAGACAUUGGAGCGAAUUCGUACCAUAUGUACAAAACGGACGUCAGAUUGCUCAAGGAAAUGGGCAUGGACGCAUAUAGGUUCUCUAUCUCUUGGCCCAGAAUACUGCCGAAGGGAACCAAAGAAGGAGGUAUUAACCCGGAUGGCAUCAAGUACUACAGAAACCUCAUCAACUUGUUGCUGGAAAACGGCAUAGAGCCAUAUGUAACAAUUUUCCACUGGGAUGUACCUCAAGCACUAGAAGAGAAGUACGGCGGCUUCCUAGAUAAGAGUCAUAAGAGCAUUGUAGAAGAUUACACCUACUUCGCUAAGGUGUGCUUUGAUAACUUCGGCGACAAGGUGAAGAAUUGGUUGACCUUUAAUGAGCCCCAGACAUUUACUUCCUUUUCCUACGGAACUGGGGUCUUUGCCCCAGGGCGGUGCUCACCUGGACUAGACUGUGCCUACCCAACUGGGAAUUCACUCGUCGAGCCUUACACUGCUGGCCAUAACAUUCUCCUAGCCCACGCUGAGGCUGUUGAUCUUUACAACAAGCAUUACAAGCGCGACGACACCCGCAUAGGGCUUGCGUUUGACGUAAUGGGUCGUGUGCCAUACGGAACAUCGUUUCUGGAUAAACAGGCCGAAGAAAGGUCAUGGGACAUCAACCUAGGAUGGUUCUUAGAGCCAGUGGUUCGUGGUGACUACCCCUUCUCCAUGAGAUCAUUGGCUAGGGAACGACUACCCUUCUUCAAGGACGAGCAGAAGGAGAAGCUCGCCGGUUCCUAUAACAUGUUGGGGUUAAACUACUACACCUCACGGUUCUCCAAAAACAUCGACAUCUCACCAAACUACUCACCUGUGCUCAACACUGACGACGCCUACGCCAGUCAAGAAGUUAACGGGCCUGACGGGAAGCCCAUUGGUCCUCCUAUGGGAAAUCCAUGGAUCUACAUGUACCCUGAGGGCUUGAAGGAUCUCCUUAUGAUAAUGAAGAACAAAUACGGAAACCCACCUAUCUACAUCACCGAGAACGGAAUCGGGGAUGUUGAUACCAAAGAGACACCUCUACCCAUGGAGGCUGCCUUAAAUGACUACAAAAGGCUAGAUUACAUCCAGCGCCACAUCGCUACUCUUAAGGAAUCAAUAGACUUGGGAUCAAAUGUGCAAGGCUACUUCGCUUGGUCUCUGCUGGACAACUUUGAAUGGUUUGCCGGCUUCACCGAACGUUAUGGCAUUGUCUACGUCGACCGCAACAAUAACUGCACGCGCUACAUGAAGGAGUCUGCCAAGUGGUUGAAAGAGUUCAACACCGCGAAAAAGCCCAGCAAGAAGAUUCUUACGCCAGCUUAAAAAUCGGGGGCCUCAUGAUGUGGGUGCAGCCCAUAAAAACUGUGUGGUUUGGAACCGAAGAUUUUCUCUUUUUUUUUCUGCCACGAGAGGUUCUCUGGAGGCAUACUCUCCAGCACCGUGGCUAAUAACGCGUUGUUCCAAUUCAGUCUGGCCUUGUCAUGCAUGCAAUAAAUAAAGUGAUGGGUUUCCCUGUUUCAA
Zea mays is the source of this 1953-nucleotide messenger RNA. Its product is annotated as beta glucosidase 1. NCBI's taxonomy places the organism in Eukaryota, Viridiplantae, Streptophyta, Magnoliopsida, Poales, Poaceae. Gene Ontology annotation, molecular function: beta-glucosidase activity. The record is from RefSeq and is marked validated. Gene Ontology annotation, biological process: carbohydrate metabolic process. The transcript has 12 exons. Bases 55 to 1755 code for a protein of 566 amino acids.